AUGGUGUCCAUCAACAUUCAUAUCAACAAGCUGGUGCCAACUCUCUAUGGAAGAGACGCUCCUACAAACGACGCCUUGCUCUUGAUUCUACGGAGGUUCAAUAUUCUUAUUAUGAAGCUGUCAGUGUUGCUGCUGCCGGCCCUGCUGGCUCUGGCCUCGGCCGGUCUGCAGGACAUCGUGAAGAAGAGCUCUCAGCACAGAAAAGUUUCCUUACUGAACCCCGAGCUGGAGGGUCGGGUGCCCGAACCGACGGGUGACAAAGGGGUGUCGGGUCCCCUGACUCCAGCCGACCUGGAGCACCAGCAGGAUCUACCUUCCUCCUUUGUUUUCGGCGAGAACGUUAACCUGGAGUGGCUGACCUGGGCCGGCUCCGUGCCCAGCGGCGCUGUCGCGAUCUACAACGGCUACACCGAGCGCACCGACUACGUCUGCAAGUACAAGUGCGAGGCCGGCUUCUACAACCCGAGCCUGGGCCCCUACUGCCGCUACCCCUACGGAGACGGCGAGUACUACGCCCCCGAGUUCGAGAUCCUGGCCAACAAAGACAACUUUGAGUUCCUGGAGUGGAAGGAAGGUUCCUACGGUUCAGUGCCCCAAUAUUCAGUCAGGACCUGCCCGGGUGUAGGCAUCUACGUGGGGAAGAACAAGUACGGCCUCGGGAAGGUCGUUCCUCAGUUUGAAGCCUUCUUCCUGCCCUGGGAAGGCGACGAGUAUUGGUACAAGAAGUACCAGGUCCUGACCAUCAACAGGGACGCCUAUAGCCAGCACAUCACCGACGUCAAGUACGCCAUCGACGAUGUCGCCAUCUUCCAGUAUCCUCCGGAGACCAUGCGCAUCUCCGGGCUCACCAAUAACGAGUGCCAGACGGUGGUGAAGACAGUCACCAUCUCAAAGACCUCGGAGGUGGAGACCACCUGGAGCAUCGGCCGAGCCACCAUGCUGGGCAUCGCUGGCAGCAUCUCGGCUAAAAUCCCCUUCAUCGGCUCCGGGGGCAUUGAGCUGAGCGGCGAGAAGACGCUGCAGUUCUCCAGGGGAACCACCGUGGUGGAGUCGGUCAGCCACUCCGUGUCCGUGGAGCUCACCGUCCCCCCGAACCACUCCUGCAGGGUCCGCAUGGAGGGGCGCAAGAUCAAAGCCGACAUCCCUUACACCGCUCGCCUCAGCCGGACCUACCGCAACGGAGAGACCCAGUGGACCUCCAUCUCGGGGACGUACGACGGAGUCCAGAUCGGAGAAGUCCGGGCCGUAGUGGACCGCUGUGAACCCGUACCGGAUGCCGUGCCAUGCACCUGA
Messenger RNA from Cyclopterus lumpus (lumpfish), 1293 nucleotides. Its product is annotated as natterin-3-like. NCBI's taxonomy places the organism in Eukaryota, Metazoa, Chordata, Actinopteri, Perciformes, Cyclopteridae. The coding region runs from base 1 to 1293 and encodes 430 amino acids. The transcript is spliced from 3 exons. The record is from RefSeq and is a predicted model, not a curated record.